AUGACUACAGAGAAUGAGAGAAAUGCUCGACAGAGCCAUGACAGCAGGAGUGAAUCUUCUGAAAUUUACUCCAGCGAGAGAUACGAUUCGGCUAAUGAUGUCAAGGUGGUUGGAGGAGGCCAGGACCAGGUUGUUGAAGAAAUCAUCGCCAACCGAGUGGAUGCAAAUGCGGAGGUCAUCACGGAUAGAGGAGUCUACCGGGUGGAGGCGCUCAAAAAGUUGUUGUAUUCUCAUGAGAACGGGCUCAGAAUGAGAAUCAUCUUGGGUGUUUCUGUGCUUUUGUGUUCGUGGGCUAUUUCGUUGGACUGGUCUGUUACCAGUAACUUGAGACCCUGGGCUACUUCUGAUUUUGAGCAGCACUCCAUGGGCCUAGGUGCCCUUUCUGUAGCUGUCCAGCUUAUUACAGCUAUUUCCAAACCCGUUUGGGCAAGAACAGCCAAUAUCGUCUCACGUCCAGCCACCUACUUGAUCUCCUUGAUCUUUUACGUCCUCGGUUACAUAAUCGUUGCUUCAAGUACCACGAUCUCAGCUUAUAUUGUCGGGUCGGCCUUGUCGGCUGCUGGCGAGUCUGGCGUAGAGUUUUUGAGUCUGAUCAUUGUGGCCGAUAUGACAUCUUUGAAAUGGAGAGCUCUUGCAACUUCCACCUUGAGUACCCCAUACAUCAUCAACACAUGGUACGCCGGCCACAUUGUGUCGGAUUUGGGACCCACAGGCUGGAGAUGGGGUUACGGAAUGUUUUGUAUCAUUGUGCCCGUGGUUCUUGCUCCUGCUACGACGAUCAUGUUCUACUACGAGAACAAGGCUCAAAAGAGUCUUGAUGUAAGCGAGAAAGGCCCAGACAAGGAUAUCAUUUUUAGGAAGAACUGGAAAAAGCUCGUCUGGAGGGUCUUGGUGGAGGUUGACAUCUUGGGCUUGCUUUUGUUGGGCUUUGCAUUCGCCUUGAUUUUGUUGCCCUUCUCGCUCUACAGAAAUGCUGAAAACCAAUGGAGAAAUCCAAGUUUGAUCGCUAUGCUUGUUGUGGGCGGAGUCCUUCUUAUCUCCUUUUUUGUUUACGAGUUUGUUUGGGCUCCAUUUCCAAUCUUACCUAGGAGAUGUGUGAACCGAACUCUUGUCGGAUCGAUCGUUAUCACCUUCUUUUUCCAACUUGCCGGUAUGGUUCCACUCACGUACUUGUCGUCGUAUGUGUGGAUUGUGAAGGACUGGAGUAACCAAGAAUGGACCUACUAUAACAACACUUUGACAAUGGCUCUAUGCGUAUUUGGUGUGGUAUCUGGAGCUCUCAUGAGAGUCACACAUAGCUUCAAGAUCUACCAGUACUUCGGAAUUGUCAUGGAGAUAAUCGGCUCGGGUAUCAUGAUCGAUGGAAGGUUAGCAAGUGACAAUACCGUUAUUUUGGUAUGGUCGUCCAUUCUUUCGGGUAUGGGAGGAGGUUUCACUGUUCCAGCUUGUAACGUCUCUUUGCAGGCUUCGGUUCCUCACAGAGAUAUGGCAAUUUCCAUCUCCAUCAUGUCCUUGGCUUCCAACAUCGGAAGCUCGAUAGGAUCUACCAUUUCGACGGCUAUAUGGCAAGGACAAAUGGAGGCCUCCUUAAGAGCACACAUGCCAAGUAACGUCACCAACGAGGAGAUAAGAGGCUACUUCAACAAUAUCACCAAUCUUGAAGGAUACGAAUUUACUUCUGCUGUGAGGCAAGCAGGAAUCCAGGCAUACAGAGAAGUGAACUUCUAUUUUUAUCCAAUUGCGGUCAGUUUACAGGCUAUUCGUCUUGCUGCAGCUUACCUACAGAGGAGCUACUAUUUGGGUGAAACCAACAACGCUGUGGAGGACGAUGACGGUGUUCCUAUUCCACUUGAAGAGAGGAAAAUGAAAGCGGGAUUGAGAGACAGUAAUCCAGAGAAGGAUAUUGAGGUGAAGGAUCCUGAAAGCAGAGAAUAA
Molecule: messenger RNA, 1935 nt
Organism: Candidozyma pseudohaemuli
Lineage: Eukaryota; Fungi; Ascomycota; Pichiomycetes; Serinales; Metschnikowiaceae
Exons: 1
Coding region: 1-1935 (644 amino acids)
Biological process (GO): transmembrane transport
Molecular function (GO): transmembrane transporter activity
Source: RefSeq, a predicted model, not a curated record